GGCCUUAAAACCUUCUGGAAGAGCUACAAAGUCCUGAUUGUUAUGGGAGCUGGCCUUGGGCUGGUGCACUGGGGGUGGUUUCACAUCAAGUCCAGCCCCAUCUUCCAAGUGAAGACAGAGGACUUUGUGCCAGAACCUGCGAUUGUGGCAUAUGUGAUGCAAAAAGAUAACAAAAAUAAAGAAAAGUAGCUUUAGUGCUAUUUGUUGUAGAUAUAAAUAGCUUUGAAGAUUUUUUCACCUGUGAGUGUUGCCAGAAGAAGAGAUGAGGAAAGCUAGCUGGAGUAGAAAGAACAUUCUACUAGUGGCAGGACUGUCAUUUAUAGGUGUCCAUUUUGGAACCAUGCUUGUAAACUUUGUUGCAAAAAAAUCUGUUCGAUCACAUUCAGAAACUAAAAAAGAUGAUCGUUGUGAAUGAAAUAGCUUAUUGUUGUCAUUAUAUAUAAAUUUCACAAUAUGUCUCAUUUUAAGAGAUGGAUCCUGAGCAGAUAAUCAAAUGUAUUUAUCAUACCGUUUCACAUUGAAAAUAGUAAUCCUUGGCUACAAAGAAUAAAAUGUAGUAAUUUGAAUUUAAUGUACUGUGAAUUAAAUUUUGAAUUUAAAGUGCUGUGAAUCCUAGAUCCAAGUAAAAACAAAAUCUGAUUUGGAGGCCAGAAUUAAAAUGUUAAUUUGAAAAUGUCUCGUCUUGAAGCUAAAAAGCCUUCAUUAUUUAUUAGUGACCCUUUAAGUAAAGAUACAGGUAGCCAGUCACUGUCUCUGUUAAAUAGGAUAUUAAAAUCUUGCUAUGGUCCUGCUGGUAGACUUAAGCAACUCCACAAUGGUGUAGGAGGCUAUGUAUGUAUAACUUCACAAUCUUCAGCCAUACUUGGCCAUCUUUCUGUCAGCCAUCCUGUGUUAAAGGUUUUAACAGCCUCUGUACAGAACCACAUAGCACGCUUCAGUGACUGUGGCUUAUUUACUGCUAUUCUUUGCUGUAGCUUGAUUGAAAACUUUAAAAGCCUACAUGUUCCAUCUUGCACAGUCAUUGAAAUAAGCAAACAUCUUUUGAGUUUGUGUACUGACUACCUCAAAUCUGAGGCCUGUGGUUGCCGAGUAUCUGUGGAUUUUAGCAAUCUCAAGACUCUUCUUUGUUUGGCACGCAGCAUAUUAACAAGCAAACCCACUUGCAUGCUUAAUGCAACAGAAGCUGAUCAUCUCACCAUGCUAAUAGUAAAGGCUUUCAUGUUUACUAUUCCAUGUCAUGUUGAAACUAAAGCUGUUUUAGGAAAGUGUGUAACAGUGCCUGUGAAAGGUAGAAGAGUUCUGGAUUCUACAGUUCUUCCUGGACUACUGAUAGAAACACCAGAAAUUCAAUUUGCGAAACUACUUUCUGUCAAAAGAAUUUCUUCUGACACUAUCAAGAUAGCACUUUUCUGUGUGUCCAUGUCAGGAGACCUCUUCAACCCUGAAGAAGGAACCAUAACAGUCCAUCACAGAAUUUCUCUAGAAAUGUCAGAGCUGAAUCAGUUGCUUAAUGUAGGAAAGCAGCUGGUUAAUGAUGAGGUGGGCCUUGUAGUGUGCCAGAAAGUUAUCCAUCCAUCAUUGAAACAGUAUCUUAAAGAGAAUCAAGUCAUGGCUGUGGACAGAGCUGGGCUAUCUGUGAUGGAACCCCUGAGUCAAAUGACAGGUUCCAAGCCUAUAGCUUCCAUACAUUCAUUUUCUCCCAGUUGUUACGGAAGUUUGAAGGAUGUGUGCACUAAGAGUUUUGGCUCAAAACAUUUUGUCCAUCUAAUUCCCAAUGACACAGUUAUCUGCAGCUUGGUACUCUGUAACAGAAAUGAAACGGCGUGGGAUGAACUGAAGCGUGCCUGUGAAACUGCAGAGCAUGUGUUACAGUUAACAAUUAAGGAACCCUUGGCUUUGUUAGGAGGCGGCUGUACAGAAAGUCACUUGGCUUCAUAUAUAAGAUACAAGACUUGUAGUCUGUCUACUAGCAGCUUUAAAGAUGCAGAUUGUUCUCAGACACAAUACCAGUUGAUUGCUGAUGCUUUUUGCCGCUCCCUGGAGUCUGUAGCUUGCUCUCUGAGUCAUGAUGAUGAAAUUCUCACAGACGCGGUUUAUGGACACUGUUGGCUUGUCCCAUCAGGUUUUCCCUCUGUCUCUAAUUGGUCAGAUUUACUCUCAAAAUGUGGCUGCGGAAUUAACAGUAAUACUCAGAAUCUCAACUGGAGGCUUUUGCAACCCCACUUUGGCUCUCCAACUAUACAGAGCCGCCCAAAAGAGCCUUCAGUAGAUGCUGCGGACUUGCUGACACUGGACUGUUUUGCUGCAAAGUACAGUGGCCUACAAGUAGCUGUGGAGACAGCCAAUCUGAUUUUGGAUCUCUCAUGCAUAAUUGAAGAUCAAAAUUAGCUCUAUGAUAUGAAUUGUGUUGCACAGUGAGAUACUUAAUCAUAGAAUCACAGAAUGGUUUGGGUUGGAAGGGAACUUAAAGCCCAUCUAAUUUCAACCCCCUGCCAUGGGCAGGGACACCUCCCACUAGAGCAGGUUGCCCAAAGCCCCAUCCAAGCUGGCCUUGAACACUGCAAGGGAAGGGGCAUCCACAACUUUCUCAGCAACCUGUUGCAGUGCCUCACUACCCUCAUAGUAAAGAAUGUCUUCAUCUCUAAUCUAAAUCUACCCUGUUUUUAGUUUAAAGCCAUUCGCCCUUGUCCUAUCACUACACUCCCUAACAAAGAGUCCCUCUCCUGCUUUGCUGUAGGCCCCUGUUAGGUAUUGGAAAGUCACUAUAAGGGUCUAAAAAGUAAUUAUAUUUGAAAGCAGAGUAAUGUAUAACAUAUUAAGGUACUUAGAAACGGUUAGAGUAUGAACAACAGACAGAAAUUAAGUCUGUCAGCUAUGAAUUACUCUUCUGAUUGUUAAGCUACUGACAUAUAGCAUUUUCAAAUGUUUAACAUGGUAGAAAUUGUGAAAUGAUAAGCCAAAUAUUCAGUGAGUCACAGCAACAUGACUUACAAGUAUUCAAAUAGGUAUAUUCAAAAGAGCGAACUACACUUCAAAAAUUGCAUUUCUCGUGUCCUUCUAGGAGAUUUGAAUGUUCUGCUUCAGUAAAUAAAAUGCUAAAUUGAAGGAGGCUGUCUGAUGUUCCUGCUGUAUUAUGCAAAGUGUUGGAUGUUUCUGUAGACUCUGGCCUCUUCAAAGGAAUGGGGAAAAUGGAUUUACUUGCUGAGGAAAAUAUGUUAUGGAUUAGAAUUUAUGUCGUCUCAGCAAAAGCUUUACAUAGAUUUUUGUACUGCAGCAAGAUGUUAUCACUAGUAUUUUUAAUUUUCUAAGUAAAAAGAGAAGGGUUUCCUUAGCAAAUACCUUGAGCAACUUAUUGUCAGAUUCUGCUCUGAAGUACCUUUUCCUGUACUUGGUUUCUAAAUUGCUGGAAGACUUUCAAUUCAUAUAUAAUUUAUUUAGUAAGUUGUUAAAAAUCAACCUGAAGAUCUUAAGGUAGCAGGUAAUGGAAAAUUUAAAAAGAAAUGGCAGACUGACUGACUUGGGGGGAAGCUUUUUUUGUACAGUGGACCCUGAUUGCUUUCUGUGGAAUACAGGAAAGUUUAUAAAUGUUUCUAUUAUAUAAGUAAAGAUGCAAGAAUGUCCCAGUUACCAUUCACUUAACUCUUUGCAUAUAGUUUCUUUUAAUGAACUAAGGCUUUAAGCUGCACAGACAUGUUUUGCUCUUUAAAUAAGGCUUACACUGAAUGAAACUUUCCCAUUUUCAGCAUGCAUGCAAGAUCAAAAGAGGUGUUAUAGUUUCUUAAAUUAAUUUUCUUUAUCCCUUUUCUCCUUCCUCCUUGUUUUCCAUCACAAGGGGCAAAUUAUUCACGACAUGCUUUUCCAGAAAACAGAGUUACGUAGUCUGCUUAUGUUUCCUCAUCUCCUAAGUUUUUAAUUUAUGUACUGAGUAUAAACAGUGAAAUUGUCUUGUGUAACUCAGUUUUGAAAGGUGUAAUUAAAUACAGAUCUUUCCAGA
Molecule: messenger RNA, 3994 nt
Organism: Cygnus atratus (black swan)
Lineage: Eukaryota; Metazoa; Chordata; Aves; Anseriformes; Anatidae
Product: MKKS centrosomal shuttling protein
Exons: 5
Coding region: 673-2388 (571 amino acids)
Biological process (GO): protein folding; intracellular transport; cilium assembly
Cellular component (GO): nucleus; cytoplasm; kinociliary basal body
Molecular function (GO): ATP binding
Source: RefSeq, a predicted model, not a curated record